Molecule: messenger RNA, 1592 nt
Organism: Cebus imitator (Panamanian white-faced capuchin)
Lineage: Eukaryota; Metazoa; Chordata; Mammalia; Primates; Cebidae
Gene: SUMF2
Product: sulfatase modifying factor 2
Exons: 10
Coding region: 18-1148 (376 amino acids)
Cellular component (GO): endoplasmic reticulum
Source: RefSeq, a predicted model, not a curated record
GCGACUACUCCGGGCGCAUGCGCAGCGGGGCUGUGGGUGUGCGCGGCGUACGGCACCGCGCCAGUCCUGAUGCCAACAUGGGUGGUUCGGCGCAGCUGGUGUUCCUGCUGUCGCUCCUGGUGAGCUCGUGGCUCGGGCUAGGAAAUGGACAGGCUGCUAGGAUGGUCCAACUGCCAGGUGGGAGAUUCCUGAUGGGAACAAAUUCCCCAGACAGCAGAGAUGGUGAAGGGCCUGUGCGGGAGGUGACAGUGAAACCCUUUGCCAUUGACAUAUUUCCCGUCACCAACAAAGAGUUCAGGGAUUUUAUCAGGGAGAAGAAGUAUCGGACAGAGGCUGAGAUGUUUGGAUGGAGCUUUGUCUUUGAGGAGUUUGUCUCCGAUGAGCUGAGAAACAAAGCAACCCAGCCAAUGAAGCCGGUACUCUGGUGGCUUCCAGUGGAAAAGGCAUUUUGGAGGCAGAGGACGACGGGAAUAUCAGGAAAUCGCUUGGCAGUCCUGCUUCCCUGCCGAAUCUUGUUUGCUGUUACCCAUCCGUUUCCCCCUUCCGUCUCCUGUAGUCUCUCUUUUCUGGCUCCGGAUGCUCCUCACUCACCUGGCUCUCUUCCAGCUCCCCUGCUCCAUCUACUGCCUGCAGGUCCUGGCUCUGGCAUCCGAGAGAGGCUGGAGUACCCAGUGUUACACGUGAGCUGGAAUGACGCCCGUGCCUACUGUGCUUGGCGGGGAAGACGGCUGCCCACUGAGGAAGAGUGGGAGUUUGCUGCCCGAGGGGGCUUGAAGGGUCAGGUUUACCCAUGGGGGAAUCGGUUCCAGCCAAACCGCACCAACCUGUGGCAGGGAAAAUUCCCCAAAGGGGACAAAGCUGAGGAUGGCUUCCAUGGAGUCUCCCCCGUGAAUGCUUUCCCUGCCCAGAACAACUACGGGCUCUAUGACCUCCUGGGCAACGUGUGGGAGUGGACAGCAUCUCCAUACCAGGCCGCUGAGCAGGACAUGCGCGUCCUUCGGGGGGCAUCCUGGAUCGACACAGCCGAUGGCUCUGCCAAUCACCGGGCCCGGGUCACCACCAGGAUGGGCAAUACUCCAGAUUCAGCCUCAGACAACCUGGGCUUCCGCUGUGCAGCAGACACAGGCCGGCCGCCGGGGGAGCUGUGAGCAGCCGGGUGGUGACAAGGAGAAAAGCCCUUUAGGGUCAUUGUCAUUCCCUGGCCAUGUUGCAAACACAGCCUAGGUCCAAGCUCAGGAGCUUCAGCCUCAGGAAGAAACUUCCCCUUUCCUGCCUCCCAUCCCUCUGUGGCAGGCAUCUCUCACCAGGGCAGGAGAGGACUCAGCCUGCUGUGUCUUGGAGGAGGGUGUGUUGGUGGUGGCCGGGAGCUCCGUGUUUCUCUUUGAAGCCAAGUAUUAUCGACACAGGGGCAAACACACAAACAAUUGAACAGAAGGCUCUGAAGGCCAUUUGUUAAACGUUUUAAAAUCCGUUCUGUCCUACUUUCUCCCUAGAUGAUUAUGAAGCUGACAUUGUUUCCUCAAGGCAGGAUUUUCGUGGUUCUGUUUGUUUUCCUGGCCAAUUGUUGUGGAAGGAGAAUGCUUUUUUCAUGG